GGGGCAUUUACACACAUACAGAUUCUGCGACAAUGUAUGGACCUUCAUAUUGCAGGAUGCAUUAUUCAAGAACGAAGAAACCCAGGAGAACGUGGGCCGUGUUAAGAUAGUAGCAUGUGAUUCGAAGCUGCUCACACAAUGAGGUUCUGGGAAGCGAUGAACCCCAUUCGGUAACUCUUGAUGGUAAGGCGAGGAAGGAUGGGAGCAUGAUGAAGGAGCACUGAAACCGGGAACUAGUUUUACCAAAAUUUCAAAAGAAAAAAAGAAAAGAAUAUUGUUGUAUAGCCAUCAUCCAUCAUGAUCAUCAUCAUCUCAAACCCCUCUUAUCAUCUUGAUGUUUGCAAGAGAACAGAGAACUUCUGGCUCUGGAUUAUAUAUCAUGCUUUAUUUUGUAAGUUCUUAUCUUUUUUAAGACUUUCCGAGAAAUUAUCAAUGUUGUUAUGAGAUGAUGAGACAGAGAUGUAGUAGUGAAUUGAGAGUUGAGAAGUCCACUGUGGACUAUUAUUCCAUCAAUGUCAGUCUAUCAAUUGUAACGCCAUGAAUUCUUUUUCUAUACCCUCUACCGGGUGCUGUCUCGUGAAUUGUUUGCAGGUUAUUUCCUCUUCUGUUCAAGGGUUCUUUGGUUCUGUGUUUGUUCUUGGUCUGCAGCGUCUAACAAACAGGUUAAUCCAUGCUUUCCCACCACGUUUCACGUGUUGGGAUCGGCGGCGGCGGCGGCGACCCUUUUGGUUGAUUUGCCGUCGUUGUCGAAUCCAAAUGCAGGGAUGGAAAUGGAAUCGGAAGCCCAAGUCAGGGAGAAGUUGUGCAGCUCUCUUUCUCUGCAAGUGGUCCACUAAUUAUAUGGGUGGAAUCGGAUUCUGGGUUUUGAUAGGACCGACUUUUUGGAAAAGAUGAGACCCCAAGAAUCUGCCACUAAGUUUUGGCACUGGAAUUUCAGAGGAACUAGAGCGGACGGCGGAGAAAAUUGCCAUGGCAGGCAAGGGCAACUAACUGCUUCGGCGUGUUGUAAAAUUGUGAAAAUGAAAGGAGAAUUGAACGGUUUCCAGCUCUUAUGCCCAUGGGAGACUGAAAAGCCAGGGAUUCCUGAAACCGACAGAAAGACUAAAGAAGAAGAAUCGCCUGGAUUCGAUAUUUGCCUUAUAAAGAAGCAAGAUGAGCUCUGAAGUGUGAUUCCGAGGAGAAGAUCACCAUUCAUCCGGCUGCUGCAAUGGCAGCCUCAAAGGUUCCUCCACGAGCUCAUCAGUUUCAGCUCGUGGACGGCAUGCAACUCCAGAUUAAUGUAAGUGGAUCUUUGAAUGGACGCAACGUUAGAGUUGAGCUCCAGCUGAAGAAUUGCAACAGGACUUGGGUUCUCCACUGGGGUUUCACUUUCCCAGGCAACAGGAGCUGGUUCAUUCCUGGUGAUGGAUCAAACUCCUACAAGCCUGGUGCACUGCAGACCCCAUUUACUAAGAGUGGAGAUUUAUAUGUUGUCAACAUCGAGCUGCUGGAUCCAAAGAUUCAAGCUAUUGAAUUUGUCUUGAAAGAUGGUAGCCGCGACAGAUGGUUGAAACUGAACAAUGGGAAUUUCAGAGUGGAGCUACCUGAACAUGAUGAAAAUGUUGUCACUCAGCAUAUACCAAAAGAUGUGGUUGACCGCAGGGCUUAUCAGAUCUGGGAAAGGAAGGGUAGGCCAAUGGGCUCACCGCAGCAACAGAAGCAAGAUUAUGAUGAUGCUGUAAGGGAGCUUCAAUUCCAGUUAUCCAGAGGAUUGGCUUUGGAUGAGCUACGGGGAAAUUCCAACGCUGAAGUUACCAGAACUCCGACUCUUACUAGAGAUCUGCCCAAGGAUCAAACGGUAAAAUCUCUUUACCGCAGGAGACAUGAUGUGGGGCAGUGGUUGCAUAAGCCAAUGGGACGCAGCAAAAGCUUCAAUCGCCAAGUGUCCGCCUUGAUGGAUCUCGUGGAGAAACGUUACGGAGGAGGAGAUGAUGUGGUGUCUAGACAGAGCUAUUAUGCAGGCAACUGUGAGAUAGUGGUCCUUUUCAGAGUAAUUAGAGGUGAAGUUCAUGUUUUGGUGGCAAUGAACAUUAAAGGUUCCAUCGUUCUUCACUGGGGUUUAUCCAAGUUGUCUUCGGUGGAGUGGUUGGCUCCUCCACCUGAUCUACUGCCUGAGAAAUCGAAACUUGUGCCUGGUGCUUGUCAGACAUAUUUCACUGAAGUAGCCACAUCAAAUGGGUUCUUUCAGGUUGUGGAGAUAAAUCUGCGGCAACAGAAGUUUGAGGGCAUUCAGUUUGUGAUAUGGACAGGCGGUUCAUGGAUAAAAAACAAUGGGGCAAACUUUUCUGUCAAUUUGAAGGCAAUCAAUGGCAGGGGAGAAGUGAAAGGCAGCAUGAACUGGUUACUUGAUGAGAUAGCUCAACGUGAAAAGGAGGCUGAGAGGUCCUUGAUGCACAGGUUUAGCAUUGCUACAGAACUAACAGAUCGCUGCAAGGGUGAAGGCGAGUUGGGUUUGAUUGGGAUAUUAGUGUGGCUGAGGUUCAUGGCCAGUAGGCAUCUCACCUGGAACAAGAAUUACAAUGUCAAACCUCGUGAAAUUAGUGAAGCCCAAGAUAAGUUCACGAACCUACUGCAAAGGAUCUAUUUGAACCAGCCGAGUGAGAGAGAGAUUGUGCGACUAAUUAUGUCAUGUGUUGGCCGUGGAGGCAAAGGUGAUGUUGGGCAGAGAAUACGUGACGAGAUACUUACUAUUCAGAGAAAUAAUGAGUGCAAAACUGGGAUGAUGGAGGAAUGGCACCAAAAGUUGCACAACAACAGCAGCCCGGAUGAUAUCAUCAUUUGUGAGGCACUCUUGAAUUAUGUAACCAGUGGUUUCAGAACUGAUGUUUACUGGCAAACACUGAAUGCCAAUGGGUUGACAAAAGAGAAGCUUGCCAGUUAUGACCGUCCAAUUACAUCAGAACCUCGUUUCAGAAGCGAUGCUAAAGACGGUCUCAUCCGAGACCUUACCAUGUAUUUGAAGACAUUAAAAGCUGUACACUCAGGUGCUGACCUUGAAUCUGCAAUUGAGAGCUGUUUGGGCCCUCCUUCCAAUGGGCACUACCGUGGAAGCCCAGACCGAAUUGCUUCUAUUGGUGGCCUAACACUAAAGCUACAGGACUCCUUGAACUUUGUCAGAUCCCAUGUUGCUGAUCAGAAUAUAGCUCCUCUGAUGGAGAAAUUACUGGAAUCUCGGAUUGAACUCCGCCCGUUCCUGUUAACAAGUCAUGGAAAAGCUAAAGACACUCUUUUUCUUGAUCUUGCUCUGGAUUCAACGGUCAGAACAACGUUGGAAAGGGCACUCAAAGAUCUGAGCUCUGUGCAACCGCCUGAAUUUGCAUUCUACAUUACUUUGGUGCUGGAAAAUUUAUGCCUUUCCACAGUCAAUAAUGAGGACCUCAUUUAUUCCAUAAAGGUACAUUACGGUUACUGCCCCUAUCUCAGAUAUCCCUUGAAUUGCUUGAAUGAAGAGAUGAAUGUGUAUGUUCAAUUUUCCCAUUUUACAUUCCCCGUUAAUCGUAGCUUCAGUCAAGUCCACCCAGAAAACGAACCCGCUUUACACUCUUAACCAUUAAUGGCUGCUUGUAUCUGUUCUAAGGUUCUUCCUUUAGUUUCUGGUACCACCUUGAUUACAAA
Molecule: messenger RNA, 3654 nt
Organism: Linum trigynum
Lineage: Eukaryota; Viridiplantae; Streptophyta; Magnoliopsida; Malpighiales; Linaceae
Source: the annotation of a GenBank genome assembly